AUGCUGCUAUGGUGCACCCUUUGGAGCUUGUUGGUCCGUGAAGUUGCAACGCGCCAUCCUGAUUUAUCUGCUCAACCACCAAGCUCAGAAGCCCAUUCUCCAUCCCGAACCCAGGGAGGCGAAGCUUCUGGUGAGGCUGGAGUGCGGGGCGAUGGCGGCGGUCCAGGCCGCGGUGCUGGUGCUGAGCUGAGCUGUGCACCACUGGUGGGUGAGGGAGUAAGAGGGGCUGGAGGCCGAGCUCGACGCUAUGGGAAGCGGCGGAGCAGCAGACGGCGGAUGGCUUGUAGGGUGCAGGAGGAGGAGGAAUUGGCGACGGGGAAUGCGGCGGAGUUGAAGGUUGUGGAGUCUGGGGAGAAGUUGCAGGGGAAGUACGGCAAAACUGAUUUCGAAGGAUACGAUUACAUCUCCGACUUGACGGUCGCGAGGAUUGUUCGUCAUCAUGGGAUAGCAACUAACAUGAUGCAGUUUGCAAUUGAAACGGCCAAGUCUAAUGGUGUGGAAGUUAUGUACGUUCAUGUGGAUAGAAACAACAAACCUGCACUGCAGCUUUUUGAGAAGAUGGGAUUUGAGAUGAUUGAAGAGGCAAGUGAAGGACUGGUGGAAGACAACACUUACCUCCUACGUUGCAGCUUGUAUAGAUGAGUACAGAUUUGGUGAUACAGGAAAGGAGUUCAGUUUACAAAGCAGAGAACCAGCACGGCAUAGGCCAGAGUUUAUUACUAGUUUUGACAGGAAUUUGAUCUGAUAAUAUGUGUAGACUUAGAUUUGGCAAUUCAGCACCAAUCUAUGCACGGACAUUUCUUGAGAGAGAAGCAUACCAAUACAAUGUAUCGAUCUAAUACAGUUUCAGAACAACAUAUUUUUGUACAUAAUGCUGCUCUUCAUUGCUUGCUACCAGUG
Linum tenue is the source of this 900-nucleotide messenger RNA. Lineage: Eukaryota; Viridiplantae; Streptophyta; Magnoliopsida; Malpighiales; Linaceae. The record is from the annotation of a GenBank genome assembly.